AUGAUUAUUUGGCUGGGCAUAUCAAGCUUGGUAAUUGCUGCUGCUUCAGCUGCAACCCUAAAACUUCAACAAAACGAUGAUACGCUCUUCCUCCGUGGAGUAGCUGAAUAUGAAACGACCCUGACAGCUGAAGACUUCAGAAGAGGUCAAGUCUUGAUGGCUAGUCAAUUUGCUUCAGCAGAUUCUGAUAUUUGGGAUUCUGAUGCUAUGUACAGCCGUAGCCGGUUUGAAGGAGAUAUUGCUAAUUCUAAUUUGAAUGCCUCUACGGUUGAAGCUUUCAUGAAUGGUGGAGCUAAAGACUUAGGAAACGGCAACUUCUAUAACGCCAUCAAGAACCGUCAUCAGUUAUGGCCCAAGGGUCGGAUUCCUUAUACUAUCAGCAGUCAAUAUAGCUCCUACAGUCGAUCUCUCAUUGCUGCUUCUAUGCAGGAGUACUCAACUCAUACUUGUAUCAAGUGGGUUCCAAAAGAGAACGGUGAUGCUAACUACGUACACAUUUACCCAGACAGAGGAUGCUAUUCAAUGGUUGGAAAAAUGGGUGGUAAACAAAUGCUCUCGUUAGGAUCUGGAUGUAUCCAAAAGGGAAUUAUCAUUCACGAACUCAUGCAUGCUGUUGGAUUCUUCCAUGAACAAAGUCGUACUGAUCGAGAUGAUUAUAUUACCAUCUUAUGGAAUAAUAUUUCACCUGGAAUGCAAGGACAAUUUGAGAAAUACGGUCAAGGAACUAUUUCUGACUUAGGAACCAAAUAUGAUUACACCUCAAUUAUGCAUUAUGGAGGAAAGGCUUUCUCAAAGAAUGGACAACCAACCAUGGUCCCUAAGCAGCAGAACGCCCAGAUUGGUCAAAGAUCUGGCUUCUCCAAGACAGACAUGUUUAAAAUCAACACCCUUUACGGUUGCCCAACAGAUCAAGGCGGGGUUGAAACAACUACAGCCAGACCCACACAGCCCCCAACAACACAGCCUCCUGCUACAGUGCAACCAAUCACUUCUCCAUACACCCCAUCACCAUCAACUCCCACCCCUCCAAAUCAACGUAAAAACUUACGAGGAGAUUGCGAUAACUUAGCUUUCAAUGGUUGGUGCACACGAAACCCAUCUUGGAUGAAUGAUUACUGUCCAUUGUCUUGUGGACCCACUAAACCAGACACUUCUUCAACACUCAUUCCUGAACCCAUUCCUCUCGGAACAACUACAAAACAACCUCUGAAACCAACAAUCAUUACAACGACUACAACAACAACAACACCACCAGCUCCAACUCCUCAGCCAGUUAUUGAUACUGAUUGUGAAGAUUUGAGAGUAGAUUGCGUAUCUUUAGUUAAACGCAGGUACUGUAAACUGUCCGGCAUUUUCAUGAAGUCCUUCUGCUCGAAGAGUUGUGGAUUCUGCUUCAAGCCUCCACCAACCGAGGUUCCAGAUACUCAUGCUACUGUUAGACCAGUACCAAUAUAUCCAUCAGUUGUUACGUUUUCGCCAUUUGUUACCUUCCGUCCACCUAAGUAA
Messenger RNA from Auanema sp. JU1783, 1506 nucleotides. Lineage: Eukaryota; Metazoa; Nematoda; Chromadorea; Rhabditida; Rhabditidae. The record is from the annotation of a GenBank genome assembly.